GCUCCCUGGCGGGCGGCCGGGGCGCCGGGCGGGCGGCGCUAAGGCCCGGCGGCGCGGGGCGGCGCGGCGCUGCCGUGUUGACAGCGGCGGCGACGGCGGGGGCUGCCCCGGGAAGCAGGUUGGCGGCGCCGGGCUGCCGCUGCCCUGCCCGGCAUGGCCUUCAUGGAGAAGCCGCCGGCCGGCAAGGUGCUGCUGGACGACACGGUGCCGCUGACAGCGCAGAUCGAGGCGAGCCAGAGCCUGCACUCGCACACGGAAUACAUAAUCCGUGUUCAGAGAGGAGUUUCACCGGAAAACAGUUGGCAGAUUGUGAGGCGAUACAGCGACUUCGACUUGCUUAAUAAUAGUUUGCAGAUCUCAACUCUAAGUCUACCUCUUCCUCCAAAAAAAUUGAUUGGAAAUAUGGAGCGUGAAUUCAUAGCUGAAAGACAGAAAGGACUCCAGACCUAUCUUGAUGUAAUUACUACCCAUCACAUACUGUCUAACUGUGAACUGGUAAAAAAGUUCUUGGAUCCAAACAGCUAUUCUGUAAACUACACUGAAAUUGCCUUACAGCAUGUUUCAAUGUUCUUCCGAUCAGAGCCAAAGUGGGAAGUAGUAGAACCAUUAAAAGAUUUAGGUUGGCGAAUACGUAAGAAAUAUUUUUUAAUGAAGAUUAGGAAUCAACCAAAGGAACGGCUAAUGUUAAGCUGGGCUGAUCUUGGCCCUGAUAAAUACUUGUCUGACAAAGACUUACAGUACGCUGUGAAACUUCUUUCUUCCUGUUCUCAUCCCUAUAUUUACAAAGUCACUUUUGUCACUGCCAGUGAAUCUUCAGCACUGGUUAUUAGGCCAUUCAGUGAAAAAGGGACACUAAAGGACCUUAUUUAUAAGGCGAAACCAAAAGACCCAUUCUUGAAGAAGUAUUGCAAUCCUAAAAAAAUUCAAGGUCUUGAACUUCAACAAAUAAAAACAUAUGGAAGACAAAUAUUAGAGGUAUUAAAAUUCUUGCAUGAGAAAGGAUUUCCUUAUGGCCAUCUUCACUCCGGCAAUGUGAUGUUGGAUGGAGACACGUGCAAGUUACUAGAUCUAGAAAAUUCCUUGUUGGGACUUCCGUCAUUUUAUCGAUCAUACUUUUCACAGUUUCGGAAAAUUAAUACUUUAGAAGGUAUUGAUGUACAUUGCUUUGGACACUUACUGUAUGAAAUGACAUAUGGAAGACCCCCAGAUACAGUUCCAGUAGACAGCUUCCCUCCUGCACCAUCAGUGUUUGUUGUGUCUGUGUUGGAAUCCAUUCUGACCUGUGAAGCUAUGAAGAAUGGCAUGCCAACUGUUUCACGGCUCUUACAGAUGCCAUUAUUCAGUGAUGUCCUGCUAACAAAUUCUGAGAAACCACAGCUUAAGAUUCCUACCAAGCUAAAAGAGGCAUUGAAAAAUUCCAAGGAAUGCAUAGAAAAAAGAUUAACAGAAGAACAGAAAUUGAUUCACCAGCACAGAAGACUGACAAGAGCUCAAUCUCAUCAUGGCUCUGAAGAAGAAAAAAAGAGAAGGAAAAUCUUAGCCCGAAAGAAGUCAAAACGCUCUGCCUAUGAAAGCGGGGAAGAACAUUCAGCAAAAUACAGCAACUCAAAUAACUCAGCAGGCUCUGGGGCGAGUUCCCCAUUAACAUCUCCAUCAUCCCCCACUCCACCCUCUACAGCAGUAUGCAGUCACCACGUGCACGCUGGCAGCAGGAGGACCUGUUAGUGAUCUGCUCUGCGUUUGACAUCGUGCAGAUUGCCCUACCUGAAAGUGCUUUAGUGUGCUGAUGGCAGUGGUGCAUUCGAUUGGGUGUGACAGCAACUGCCACCGUUCCAGCAGUGCUUUUGUAAGUAGAUCUCAUAGGAGAAACUUCAGAUAUUAGCUGUAAGAGAAAGCUAGUGUGCCCAACUUCUCACCAAUAUUGUUGCACUUUUAGUUGUUCUAUGCUAGUAUAUUAUUAAUGACCCAGUGAAAGCCUAAUUGUCCCCCUGUUAGGACUUCCUUCCUGAAGACUGAUGCAUCUAUAGCUUGCAUCUCUCCCAUCCUGCUUCCUUGUAAUUACUAAGAAUAUUUACACCUAAAUCAAAAUUUCACAUGGGUACCAGUGUGGCAAGAUGACUGUCAGAGGGGAAUGAAGCUUUUGAUCCGUCUUGCUGCUUUGGUCGUGGUAGUGUUAGUACCGUGGCAUGCCAAAGCAUCUCGCUGAUGUGAUGCCAUCUGAUUUGAUGCAGAAUGAAGGCUGAGUAUCCAACAACCAACCAACCAAAUCAAUGCAGUGUGUGGGUAUGUGCAGAGCUGGGGACGCUGACCAGACGUGAGCGGGCUCCAGGCUGGCCUGCCCUGGAGGAGGAACCUCAUCCAGGGAACUUCUCAAGCAUCUGGCCACUCUGUCUUUAAACAGAGGCUGCACGAGACUCAGCCUGCAGUGGAGUGCUUGGUAUAGUCAAUGCAAAACAGGCUAAGAAAAAAAAAGUUGCUGGCUGCAGCAAUCUUUGUAAUGAUGGCCACAGCUGUAGGGUUCAAUCAGUAUGUGACCUGCUUUGAGGGGAAGGUAUCUGCUAGAAAUGUAGACUCUCAUGAGCUUUUUCUAGUUUACUAGAAUAUUUGUACUGAGUUUAUAUUGAUGAACUGCAAAUUACAUAAUCAUGGUAGUCUUGAUUCUGUUUUGGUUUAAAAGCUAGAAGACUUUGAAUUACAGUCUUGAAAAUGCCAUGAAACUCAUUCUCCUUUGUAGCUUGAUGUGAAAGAACACUAUGCUUGAGUUGUAGGACUAGAUAGUCCUAACAUUUGAAAGGCUGCAUUAUCUUUGUUUGAGAGUCGAUUACUUGAUAGUAGAUCCAGUCCUAGAGGUUUGUACUGGUGGUUGUAUCUCUAACCCAACCACUUGUUACUGUGUAAGUCUGAAGUAAUUACUUGGUAGCGGGUGCAUUAUGCCAAAUACCAAUUACCGUAGUACCUUGACUUAAAUAACUGAGGCAUAUAGGACCUGAGUUGGUUCCCAUGCAUGGAAGGUUCACUGAUCUGUAGUUUAAUAGUGCUAAUAUGAAGGCUACAGAUAAGCAGUGCCUCCUCUUACUCUCCUGUUAUUUUUAGUUUUUAUUUAUGUAUGACUUUCCAAUCCACUGAAAGUGAGUUUCAAGGAUGCACACAUCUGUUCUAGAAGUUGAAUUUUGAAUUUGUGCCACAGUGUAUUUUUUUUAGUAACAUGUGGAUACUCUUCUGGUUGGGGCUUGAACUGG
Molecule: messenger RNA, 3239 nt
Organism: Dromaius novaehollandiae (emu)
Lineage: Eukaryota; Metazoa; Chordata; Aves; Casuariiformes; Dromaiidae
Gene: PXK
Product: PX domain containing serine/threonine kinase like
Exons: 18
Coding region: 154-1725 (523 amino acids)
Biological process (GO): negative regulation of ATP-dependent activity; protein phosphorylation; negative regulation of monoatomic ion transport
Cellular component (GO): plasma membrane
Molecular function (GO): protein kinase activity; phosphatidylinositol binding; actin binding
Source: RefSeq, a predicted model, not a curated record